This is a messenger RNA of Macroventuria anomochaeta, 766 nucleotides long. RefSeq lists its product as uncharacterized. The transcript has a single exon. The record is from RefSeq and is a predicted model, not a curated record. NCBI's taxonomy places the organism in Eukaryota, Fungi, Ascomycota, Dothideomycetes, Pleosporales, Didymellaceae. Bases 129 to 692 code for a protein of 187 amino acids.
GGGUAGCUCCCGUGUGGUCUGAGCUGCAUCGUCCCGUAAGCGCGCAGUUCUGGGUGAUGGUCGCCUGUCGAUCAAUGUGUUUCAACGAUUCGGACCUUCUCAUCCCUUUUUAAUGAAAAGCAGCAUCUAUGUCAAAUGCUUGCUUCUCAGGAACUGUCUUGAACAGCUUUUCAGGACUGUUGCAGGCCAGUCUGGAUUGCACUUUCGAUAUCGAGCGUGGUACAAUCAAUGCAGCCCCUAGCGAAUCUCGGUCCGGGUUUGUUAGUCCGGCCCUUCGCGCCGUGGUAUGCUCGGUGUUUGAAGCGCUCAAACUCGCUCUGCUCAGCAGUGUCGAAGAGCUAAGUCUAGUUUCCAUCCCUUUGUUUGCUUUUCUGCCUACUAGUUGUAGUUGCUGCUCCAGGACGCGGUUUCGAAGUCGCGGCUCCACAACCCGCUUGAAGCAGUUCAUCGCCGCGCCGGUGACAAACAAGGAGAUUGAUAUCAGACUGCCGAUGAUGCAUGCUGACCAAGUGAUGCGGGAGCGCUUCGGAAGCUGGCGUUCUCAAGGCUUGGAAAGGUAUUGGGCGGUAGCCGCUUUUAAGGUACCUUCUUACGCGGCAAAGUGGGCAAGAGCUGUAGCCACUAGCGCCGCUCUGCACUCGAGGAAGGCACGAAGAGGUAGUCGUGGCUUGGGAGAUAUCAUUAUGAACUAGAUAUAGAACUACCGAAUACAUCCCAUCCUCAUGGAGGCGCAAUAGUUACGACCUCUCACGGGUGUACGUGGAAA